Molecule: messenger RNA, 3855 nt
Organism: Rotaria sordida
Lineage: Eukaryota; Metazoa; Rotifera; Eurotatoria; Philodinida; Philodinidae
Source: the annotation of a GenBank genome assembly
AUGUUAGGAGAUCUCUUUGUAGAAGAUGGUGGAGGAGGAGAAUCGUCCCAUCAAAUAACAACUAUAAAAUCUACUGAAAAACCACCAUUCCCAAGAAAUGAAACGAAUUUAUGUGGAUUACAAAAUCAAGGAGCUACUUGUUACCUAAAUGUACUUAUUCAAACAUUGCUUUUCACACCUGAAUUUCGUGAACCUCUUUUCCGUCUAACUCCUAAAGAUCUUAAUCUUCCAGCAAAUUACAAUGAUCAAAAUUCAAUAUCAUCUAGUGGAAGUAGUUUAAAAGUUCGUAAAAUAAUUGUUGAAUUACAACGCCUUUUUGCUGAAAUGCUUUUACUUAAUCAACAAGCAUGUUCAUCAAUUCGAUUAACAGAUAGUUUUGGUUGGCAAUCAAAUGAGGCUAUUGAUCAUCAAGAUGUUCAUGAACUAAAUCGUUUAUUAUUUGAUGCUAUUCAAAAAUCUUUACAAGGUACAAAACAAUCAAAUUUAAUACGUUUAUGUUAUGAAGGAUCUACAAUCAAUUAUACACAAUGUAAAAGAUGUCAAAAAAUAUUUAAACGAUCAGAAGAUUAUCAUGACUUACCAUUAGUUGUACAAGAUAGUCCUAAUUUACAAACUUCUUUAGCAAAUAUGUUUACAAUUCGUGAACAGUUAAUUGGUGAUAAUCAAUAUCGAUGUUCAUCAUGUGCAAAUAAUUUAUGUGAUGCUGAAAAGUGGGCAAAAAUAACGAAAUUACCACCAAUAUUAACUUUACCAUUACAACGUUUUGUUUAUGAUAUUAAAACUGGUAGUCGACAGAAAAAAACUACACGUUAUGAAUUUCCAUUUGAAAUUGAUUUAAAAGAAUUUUGUGAAGAUUCAGUCACGGAAACAAAUUAUGAUUUAUUUGCCGUUGUUAUUCAUAAAGGCACAUGUUAUUCAGGACAUUAUUAUGGUUAUAUCAAAGAUAUCGAUCAGAUUGGUACAUGGAUAUGUCCACCACCAUCAUCACCUUCAACAAAAUCAACAAAUAAACAAAAAUCAACAAAUACUCAAAAUAGUAAAACAUCCAAUACUUCACCUAAUAAUAAUCGAACUUCAAAUGAAUCAGCUGAUGCACAAGAAGAAAAAAUGAAAAAACUUGAUUUAAUUAAAACAUUAUUAUUAUCAUGUGAUGAUUGGGUUACUAUUGAUUAUCUUCUUCAAACUUAUCGUGAAAAUACAACAAUGUCAUGGAAUCGUACACGUGGUGUUCAUGGUUCAUUUACUAAAUUUCUUCGAAGUUAUCCUGAAAUAUUUGAAGUUGAUGAUAAACGUGUACGAUUAAUUGAACGAAAUUGUUCAAUGGAUAUAGAUGAUUAUGAUAUUGAUCAAAUGGAUUAUGAAUCAUCACAAAUUGAUUAUUCAUUAAAUAAUAAUUAUCAUAAUGAUGAACAUUGGUUUUGUUUUGAUGAUUCAAUUGUAAUGUGUGUUACACGAGAACAAAUAAAAAAACAUUAUGGACAAAAUGAUUGUGCUUAUAUGUUAUUUUAUAGACAAAAAGAUCGACAUAGACCAAAAAUGGAUUGUUCAGAUAAUACUCUUCAUUCAAUACCACAAUGGUUACUUGAUGAAAUUUUAGAAAAAAAUAGAAUUCUAGAUGAAAAACGUGAUGCUUAUGAAAAAUAUCAAAAUCAAUUAUUAGUUACAAUCUAUCCAAGUGAAUGGUUUCAAGUUAUAGAUGGUUGUCGAUUAAAUUUCAAUAAUAAUGAUCAAGUAUUAUUUCCAGAUCAAUAUGGAGAAGUUAUAUUUGAUAAACGAACGAAAAUUAAUGAAUUUAUUUCGAGACUUGAGAAUAUAUAUGGUGUAGGAAAUCAUUUUUAUAUUGCUAAAAAACUUCGUUCGGGACAAUUACAUGUAAUAAAUGAAUUAAUUAAAUCAAAUAAUGAUAAAAUAUUAGAUAAAAGUGAUCUAUCAAAUUAUCGUAAUCUAAUUAUUUAUACAAAUUCAUCAUCAUUACCAGAUACAGUUUUACAAGGUGAAGAAUUUGAACCAAUAAUGCUUAAUAUUGUUUAUGGUUUUCCUGAUAUACAUAUUCAUGCAUCACAUUUACAACCUAUAAAACAUGUAUCAAAAAAUACAACAUUAUUAGAAUUAAAAGAAAUUCUCUAUCAUGAUUAUUAUGGACAUGAUGAUGCUCAAAAAUUACGACAAAUGCGUAUGGGUAAAUUAAAUUUAGAAGAAAAAAAUAAUCGUAAAUCACGUCGAGAAUAUAAAAGUGAUGAAGAAAAACAAACAUUAGCACAAUUACGUUUACAAGAUGGAGAUACAUUAGGAAUUGAUGAUAGAAAUUCUCUUGUACCUAAUUGGAAAGAUGUUUCAUCGAACAGUAUUAAUUUUGGUAAAAAUCAAUUAUCAUUAACAGUUAAAAAUAGUAUUGAUAUAAAUAAUACAAAACCAAUGACUUAUAGUUGUUUAAAUACAACACUAAUCGAACUCGUUAAACUCAUGGCUAUUCAAGCAUUUGGUUUAUCUAUAGAUACAUGUAUGUGUCGUUUACAUAUUGAUGAUCCGGAUGUUGGACAUAUUCCUCUUUAUGAUCAUCAAACAGUUGAUUCAAUUGAAUUUAAACAAAAUAAUACAAAUUUAUGUUUAAAAUUUGGUCAAUCAUUAAAAAAGAAUGAUAUUCUUCUUUAUAUUCUAUCUGAUCGUGAACCAUGUUCAUUAGAAAUUGUUGUUGAUGAAAAUAUAAUAUUAUCUGAUCUAUGGUUACUUAUUAAACAAGAAUUAAAUAUGGAUGAAAAUGAUAAUGAAUAUCAUUUAUGUGAAGUUAAACCAUCAUUAACUGAUGAUGAAUCACCUUUAAAUGAUUUUGAUGGAACACUUCAUGCUAAUGAACUUACUAAUGGAGCUCAAUUAACAAUGAAACGAGGAAGUGUUGCAAGGAAAAAUCAUGUUCGAUUGAAAAUUUCAAGAAUUACCGAGAGAAUUUAUACACCAAAUGAAGCUAUUCAUACUGAACCCAAAUAUAAGAUGGCCGAAUUAAAAGAACUAUUCGAAUUACCAACCAUAUCACCAUUCAAUGUUCUUCGUGAACGUAUUGCCAAACAUAUUGAUUUUAAAGUUCCUUCUGGUUAUGCACGUGAUGUUAAACCAUUAGAUUUUAUUCGUCUUUAUCGUAUUGAAGAUGAUGAAUCACUCUCUAUUAUUCAUGAACCAACUCUUAUUACUCUCAAACAAGCAAAAGUUCAAGAUCUUGAUUUAUUUGCAUUUGAAUCAUUACAUAAUCCUGAAUCAUUAGGAAAAAAAGAUUUACUUCUUAAUAUAGUCUAUUCUAAAGAUGAUGAUGGAAAUUAUUUUCAAUAUCAAUUUGAAGUUCAUUGGCCAUUAAAAGAAAAUAUUAUUGCUAAAUAUGAAUAUCUUGAACAACAUGUAUUAACACGUUUAUCAUCAUUUAUGACAAAUACUCUACAUUAUAAAAAUGUUUCUAAACAAGCAUUAAAAAUAACAUUAGCACGUUAUUUUCCUGAUCGUGCACAAUGGAUAAUUAUUAAUCCAUCAUUAUCAUCAAAUACAAAUCAAUCACAAAAUAAAAAAAAUAAAACAUCAAAUACAUCAUCAACAAAAACAUCGAAAUCAAAUCUUAGACUUGAACCAUAUAAAUUAACUGAUUUAAUUGUAAUUGGUGUUCUUGAAGGUGAAAAUUUAACAGAAGAAGAUUUUGAUACACCAUAUGAUUAUCAUAAAAGACAAGAGAUUGAUUAUGAAAAAAAACAAAAACGUUUAAAUCGUGAACGUAAUCGAAAUGAAAAUGAUCGAAAUCGAACCAAUGGAUCUAGUGGACGUCGAAGAUCACCACAAAAUACAAUGCGAAUUAAUGUUGAUGAUUUUGAUAAUUAA